Messenger RNA from Drosophila kikkawai, 6791 nucleotides. It is a transcript of the gene ca, whose product is annotated as RCC1 and BTB domain containing protein claret. Lineage: Eukaryota; Metazoa; Arthropoda; Insecta; Diptera; Drosophilidae. The record is from RefSeq and is a predicted model, not a curated record. Gene Ontology annotation, cellular component: cytoplasm; membrane. Gene Ontology annotation, biological process: protein ubiquitination. Gene Ontology annotation, molecular function: ubiquitin protein ligase activity.
CAAUCAGAUGUUUUCAGUGCCCUGGACAUCGGGCACGAUUUUUUACGUUGAUUUGUGUUUUCCGCAGGUUUUUCGCGAGUGAAUAACGCACAAAUGGUGCAAUCAAUUAGUGACCCUUCCGUAUGAAUUGUGUUUUUCUGAGAUAACUGCUGGGAAAGAGCCCAACAGCUUGGAAAGUGCAGGAUUGUGCGCAGCACGCGAGGCGUUGCCGGACAGUCGCAGAUAUUCGGAUUGGUGCUUUUCUUUGUGAUUCCAAGAGUUUUCUCCAGUUUUAUGUGAUGUAAAAUUAGCCUGCGCUUUCUCCUAAUAUUGGUUUUCCUCUGGAAACUGCGGAAAACUCGGUUAAGUCGGAAAUCUAUCGCGUGACAAAGUGGUUACCAGACCAACGGCAGGCCGCACGAGUCCAUCUCUAGUUUGUUUUCAUUCGGGAUUUGGGAAAAAAGCUCUUGCAACAGAGAUUGAUUUCGUAAAUUAAAUCUGGACAGCGUGCGCUCCCAAGACCGCAAAUCUUGACGAGAUGGCGGGGCACGCGGAGCUCAAGGAGCUGGGCAUGUUUGAGCUGCGGCCCCUGAUCACCAAUCUCAGCUGCAAGCUUUCAGCGGUGACGGCGGGCCUGGAUGAGAAGCAGUUCCUGUGCCUGGUGAGCGAGGAAAACGAGAUCCUGCUGCGGUAUAUUAGCGCAUCCGGCCAGGAAGUGGUUAAAAUGAUUUCCUGGUUCCGCAACCGAGUCAUUCACGAUGUCUGCUUCGACCCAGCGGGCAUCUGGCUGCUGGUGCUAUGUUUCGACAACACCCUGCAUAUCGUGCCCGCUUUGGCGCUGGUGGACAAAACGCACGUCCUGGCCGCCUGCUCUCUGUACAGUACAAGCCAGGUGACGUCCUACAUCAUCCCCUUUGUGGGUCCUCACGAAUGCCCCAACUCGAAAAAGUGUCCCAAUCACUCAUCGGGUCUUGACGAUCCAAUAGUUCCCGAGCCGGUAGAGCAACUAGCCGGCAAUUUGGAAACUCUCAGACUGGAGGCAGAGGAACCCCUGGGCCACGACCUGCCCGAGCACAUGCUGGUGCGGAACAGUGAUCAGGCGGACGCUUCUGCGAGUCAGCAGCCGCCACAAGAGCAACAGCCACCGCUCGUACAGCCUUUCGAUGGCACCGGCAACAGCCAGGUGAUGGCCACCUCCUUCAUGGCGUCCAAGACUUGCCCCUAUCCACUGUCCGUGGUCUGGUGGAAGACGAACACCGGCCUGAAUCGGGCCAUUAUUGGCUACUCGGACGGUUCCAUUUGCUUCGUGGGCCUGAGUCCCAACUGCCCAAUGAUAGCAAGCACCGCCAUCGAAAACGGAUCUGUGAUGCGUCUCGUUAUCUGCAAGGAUAAGGCCUACGACGGCGUCAUGCUGCUGAUCACUUCUUCGCUGAAGCAGCAGUACAAGCUCCUGUUGGAGCAAAAGGCUAUUAUGUACGUGUACCCCGGAGAUAGCUCACCCACGACACGCGAGGGGGCCUGGCAGAUAGUGAUGUCUGUGCAAAACAAACAGCAGAGCACUGCCACUGGUCCCAGGAUAAGCAAUAGCUCGGAUCCAGCCUCGGACAGCAGCCAGCUUGAAGAGGAUGUCUUUGUGCCGCCGACCACUGAAGACGCAGCUUCAGACGUGGCUGCCGAAACUGGAGCAGCUGCUGAGGGGCCACCACCACCACCCCCACCGGCGCCACCGUCGUACAGCGAGGCAGUAGCCCGGCAAUCUGGAGAGCAGCAGGGAGGCGUGCGCUUCCAGCAGCAACAACUGCCAGUGGGCGGCACCAACGAUGGCAUUCUGCCGGCCACGAGAGCCCGCCUAGCCUCGCUCAAGAGUCUGGGAUCCAAGAAGCUGCAGGCCAUCAAGAUGCGGCUCUCGGACCAGCGGCAAAAGUUCGAUGAAUUUAUGCCCGACUCUGGGGGCUCCUUUGCUAUCAUGGACUCGCCCUCGGUCACGCCAGAGCCGCUGGGCACCACCACCGGAUCCUUUUACACCAUCCAAAAUCUCCGCAGCACCUUUCUGCUGAGCGCCCUGCACAGCAACAGCCACAGUUUGACCGUGCACAGCAUCGACAUCAGUCUGAAGCCACUGUUCGUGUACAAGAUACCCAAGCACACCCAGGAAAUACUCAUUAGCUCCAACAUACUCUAUGGCAUACACUACGUGGACCUUCACAGUCGCAGCGACUCGGCCAUUUCUACAGCGGCCUCGUCGCUGGCGGAGCCGCUGGUGGCCAACACGGACAAGGAGAAUCGGGAUGCGGACACAGAGAAGCUGGAUCAGGCGGAGGCGCCAGAGGUUAGUGGCCAGAAGAGCGACACAACCAGUGCAACGACCACGGCCACCUCAAGUCUGGACCAGAGCGAAAUGCCCAGUAAUGCGAUCAAUGCCGUCAGCGUCAUAAGCAGUGCCAUGGCCUCGCUGCACACCUCCGACGAAGAUCGCUUCAAUAAUCUGGCCCAGAUAGGGCUCUUUCGGUUCGAAAACGAAACCGUGCUGCAUCUGUAUCAGAUGGCACAAUAUCGCAGUUCCGCCGGCCACCCAGAGGCCCUGACAAAAGAGGAGAAGGCCAAGGCUUUCGAAAUCAAGGAUAUCCACACUCCUAUGGACUACAUCCAGUUUUACGAGACCGCCGACGUGAGUAGCGAGUUUUCGCUGCGGCAAAUGGAGAUAAUGCAGUCCGAGUUCCCCAAGAUCAACUACGAUCCCAGCUAUGUGAUUACCAAUAAAAAUGUAUAUACCAUACAGCUGAGAAAGGAGCCCUUCGAGCUGUUUCUUGAUGCCGCCCUGCAGAAUGAGUUUAACCAGUGCCGCGACUUUUGCAACACCUUCGAUCUCUCUUUCGAGCAGUGCAUCGAGUUUGCCGGCGACUAUCUGCUGAGGCGAAAGAAGAUCACCCAGGCGCUGCUCACGUACAACGUGGCGCGGGUGAAACCAAUACGCACAGCCCUCAAACUGGCCAUGUACGGACACACCUACGCUUUAAUGCAGCUGAGUGCCAUGGCCUUAAAGUCCACAUAUCUGCUGCGAUCGCGGCACUUGGGUCACCCGCUGCUCAAGGGCAUACUGGAGGACAUCACCUACCGGCACUCGGAGGAUGUGCGUGUGAUCUUGCCCGAGAAGUUGCUGCAAGAGGAUGUUAUCAGCGGCGCCGUCUGUAGCGAUUAUCACUAUGGUGUGGACGAGUCAAUUAGCGCUUUGCAAAUGUCACCCUCUUCGCAGUUCCAUUUGGCCAACCUGUUGCUCAUCACAAUGGCCGAGAAGGCAGUCAACGACAAGAACUACAUACCGCUGUGGAACUUCCUGGUCACCAAUAGCAAAUACCACACCAACAUGACAAGCAUUGUUCUAUGCCAAAGUGGACUCUUCUCCUCUGCCAUUAUACUGGCCAAGGUGCGGGGCGUGUGCCUGGAUACCUUCAAUGCCCUGAUCAGUGUGGUGGCCCAGGAGUUUGGCUGGUACAACGAGCUCAACGUGUGCCUGUAUAAUCUGAGCGAAAAUAUAUUUAUGGAGUCGAUAACCUACCUGCCGCACGUGUCCAUGGAUUACUUUGCCUUCAUCCAGGAUAAGCUGGAUCACAUAAGGCCUUGUGUCUUGCAGCGCCUGUCCAAGCAGCUGAAUCCCUUUGCUCCUGCUCUGAGGCCCAUUGUGUCCCACAAUAGCGACUGCGCCAUGGCCAACGAUAAUAACCAGCAACUGUUUGAGUUUGGCAAGAGUCUCAUCGAAACCUAUUUGGCCGUGCUUAUCCACAUGGAAUCGCAGCGCGUCAAGCAUGAUUUAAUUGUGAAUGCUCUAUCGCAUUUCCGCAUUAACUACGAAGACAAUCAGUUUGCCAUUGAAUCGUCGCGCUUCAAACCGAUCUCAGCUGGUUGUGCUUACUGUGCCUGUGUGGUUGAUGGAACCGCCUACUUCUGGGGCUCCAGUGGUAUUCCCACCUAUUACAGCGCCCAAAAGUCAACGGAGCCACCAGAGCCGGCACAUGCUGUGAAAAGCCUGGAGCUCCUCUCCCAGCUCAAUUUGCAAGUGCAUGCCAUCAAGUGUGGGCGACAGCAUACACUUAUUCUAACAAAUAAUGGGCUUUACUCGGUGGGCAAUAAUAAUCUCUGCCAGCUGGGUAUCGGCCGGCAUAUGCAAAUGGCCUUGCAGCCCAUGCUGGUGACAGCCUUGGAUGGCAUGAAUGUAACCAUGCUGGAGGCGGGCCAAUAUCACAAUGCAGCUGUGGCCGAUGGCAAGCUUUAUAUGUGGGGAUGGGGCGUAUAUGGUCAGCUGGGGCAGGGAAGUUGCGAAAACAUAGCUAAACCACAACUAGUCAGUUUCUUCAAGUUUAAGAAAAUUUUACAAAUAUCGCUGGGCCAUGCUCACACCCUGGUGCUGUGCGGGGCAUCCAGCAGCUAUAUGGAGUCCAGCGGACGCAGCACAGAGCUCUUCGUUUUCGGCUCCAAUCACUUUGGUCAGCUGGGCACCGGAAAUAGCGACCAGGUCGUCGACACCAAGACGAAUCUGCCAGUGCGCCUGGAUGUGGGCGACGGCAGCCUAAGACUGAUACACACCAAAUUUUUUACCAAUUUAGCUGUAGACGACCAGGAACGUCUGUAUACUUGGGGAAGCUCGCCGCAAGCCUUGCGCCUGGCCAAUCAAAUCAAGAGACGCGCCAACGCCAAGCAGAAGCUGGAGGAGAAUCAUCAACGCGAGAUGCUAAGCAAGCAAUUGGAGGCUACUCUGCUGCCGGCUCCUUCCACUGUACCCAGCGCUACUAGCAUUGCGGUGGAACCCACUACAUCCUAUGCGGCAGUGGUGGCUGGGGCCACCCCGAAGGCCUCCAGUGGUCCAGAGACCAAAGAGGAGCAGGGUGAGAAUGAGGCUGUGCCAUCAGAUGCUACGGAAACCAUUGGUUCGGCUUGUAAGCGAGGAGUGGAAAUACUUAAUCCUGUUCCGCCGCCUGCUCCGGCACCAGGACUGGCCGAACCCGAUCCCACGGAGCACUUAAGUCCGCAUUUGGUGGACACCAGUGAGGUGGCAGGCCAAAUUCUGCAGAUUGCUAGUGGCCUGUUCCAUUUCUGUUUGAUCUCGUCCAGCUGCACGCUCUACACGUGGGGCAAGAACCUGGAGCACCAACUGGGCACUGAGGACAAGGAGCGCCGUGCCGUGCUAAAGCCCUCGCCCAUCGACAGCAUAGAGCGGCCGAUGUACGUGGACUGUGGAGCAGACUUUACGCUGGUCAUGACCACCGAUCAUAUAGUGCGCGCCUUUGGGGGUAACUCUAACGGCCAGUGUGGCCGGGAUCUGGGUGCCAGUCUAGAGAGGAUGCGACAGCGGGUGGUGUGCCUGCCCACAACGAAGCGGCUGAUGCGUUUCGAGAGCCAGUGCGUCGAGGCGCCGGUGGAGAUCAAUCUGCCGAGGCCACGAAUCCGACUGGAUCAGGAUCCAGUGAGGUAUCUGAAGGUCAUGCCGCCCUACCAGCCACACUUCCUGCAGCCGGCCAACAUUAGCUUCGAUCGGGAGUACUCCGUGGGCACUGGCAAUUACAAGAGCAGCACGGAACAGCACGCGGCCACCGGGCAGGACUCGGACGAUAUGCUGAGCAGCCUGGAGAACCUCAGCCAGAACGAUGCCAGCUACUCGUACAAUGUCCCGGUACUGGGCGGCGAUGCUAACAGCUCGCUGGACCUGGACUACACGCCCGAGGAGCAGAGUUAUGUGCCGCUGCCGGAGCAGGGGGGAGGAGGAGGUGGAGUACCCGUCGCAGUGAAACAACAGCUGCUGGGAGAAAAUGAUGACGAUGUUGAUGCCAGCACCUUUACGCCCAGUAGCGAGGGUCUGGAGGAGGCAUCAGUGCAGCAGCUGCGCCACUACAUACACUACUGUCUGUACGCCUUCCACGGCCUGUAUAAUCCCGACAAGAUUGGCGAGUGCGCCCGUCCAAAUCGCAACGAGUACCGCAUUCGGAUCUGUAUGCUCAACUUCCGGUUCGUGGAGGCCUUCCGGCUGUGCCUGCAGAACUGUGACUCCGCCCAGCGCACACUUAAGCUAUUCGAGUACUUCAGCAAGGACACCGGCUAUGUGCCCCUGCGGCGGUCCGACCUGAAGCACCUCAUCUACCACCUGUGUCUGCAUUUCCUGGAGCGCAAGUUCGAUAUGCUCGAGUGCGAACGUUUCUUUAUGGGGGAUCUGGACUACUAUCUGCUGGAGCUGGCCUAUGUCUUCUACUUCAACAACAAUAACUCGACGUUGGAGCAGAAUCUCAACCAGAAGUUCAAGCAGCUGAUGGCAUCGUCGGCGGACGAGCAGCAGCUGCAGGACACCGAUGUCAUCUUUGAUAGCUUUACGGUCAAGUUCAAGACGAUCCUGUGCCAGCGGCUGCUGAGCUACUCGGACGGCAGCGAGGCUGCCAAUUAGCAGUGGCUCUGCCCAGGAGUUCCGUUCCCAGUUCCGGUGUCUUGAAUCCUGGUCUCUUCCGUUCGAUUGUCGUCAUCUGUCAUCUGUCUUGUGUUAAGUGUUUUGUUGUAAGCUCAGUCCGGGAACUGGGGACUCCCCUUAAUGUGUCCCCACUAUAUACACCAUAAUUGUUGUUUGCGGUUAUUUAUAUUGUACAUCAAAGGCUUUUUAUAGCGCUGUUAUUUAAACGAAAUAUUUAAGACAAGCAAAUUGUUUAAAGAAUCCAAUUUUUGUAACGCUUUGUUUGCUGCUUUUUAAUUGUUUACCCAAUAAACUAAAAAUAAAAAUAAAACGAGAAUGUAAUCCAAAACAGAUCAAAAAGGAGGCUCUGCAGGAUAUACACAUA